GGCCUCAUGCAGGGGAGACUAUAAGCCUGAGAGGACGCUUCCUGGGCCCAGUCCAGGCAAGCGGGAGAGGACAUGGCAGCCCUGCAGGAGAAGAAGUCAUGCAGCCAGCGCAUGGCCGAAUUCCGGCACUACUGUUGGAACCCGGACACUGGGCAGAUGCUGGGCCGCACCCCAGCCCGGUGGGUGUGGAUCAGCCUCUACUACGCAGCUUUCUACGUGGUCAUGACAGGGCUCUUUGCCUUGUGCAUCUACGUGCUGAUGCAGACCAUCGACCCCUACACCCCAGACUACCAAGACCAGUUAAAGUCGCCGGGUGUGACCUUGAGACCUGAUGUGUAUGGGGAAAGAGGACUGCAGAUUUCCUACAAUGUCUCUGAAAACAGCUCCUGGGCUGGCCUUACACACGCCCUCCACAACUUCUUAGCAGGCUACACCCCGGCGUCCCAGCAGGGCAGCAUCAACUGCACCUCCGAAAAGUACUUCUUCCAGGAGAGCUUUGCCGCUCCAAACCAUACCAAGUUCUCCUGCAAAUUCACUGCAGACAUGCUGCAGAACUGCUCAGGCCUGGUGGACCCCAGCUUCGGCUUCGAGGAGGGGAAGCCCUGCUUCAUUAUUAAAAUGAACAGAAUCGUCAAGUUCCUUCCCAGCAACACCACAGCCCCCCGAGUGGACUGCACGUUCCAGGAUGAUCCCCGGAACCCCCAGAAGGACACUGAGCCCCUGCAGGUCGCGUACUACCCACCCAAUGGUACUUUCAGUCUCCACUACUUCCCCUACUAUGGCAAGAAAGCCCAGCCCCACUACAGUAACCCUCUGGUGGCAGCAAAGUUUCUCAACAUCCCCAAGAACACAGAAGUCCUCAUCGUGUGCAAGAUCCUGGCAGACCAUGUGACCUUCGACAACCCCCAUGACCCAUAUGAAGGGAAAGUGGAGUUCAAACUCACAAUACAGAAGUAAGGAGCUGGAGUGGUCAGCCACACCUACAGACGCCCAGCCGGCCACUCCCCCUUGACUGCACGCCCUCUGCUGGCCGGCGCGCAGCCACCUCAACAUGAUCCAGAGCUGACACCACCGCCCAUCUGUUGACACCAGGAAGUGCUCCUGUCCAGCACGCCCCUGAACACCAUCAGCUUUCUACUAAAUCCAAUCCGAUUGUAGCUGUGGGGUUAACACAAGAACCCAGAGUCCUGUCAUCACUGAAGAGACCCCAGGGUGACCCGUCUGUCGGUAUCACCGCCCUGUGAUCACCUGUCUUUCCUGAACUUCGAUAUGAACUAAGUGUAACACUGGUCACCCCAGCAUGACACAUUCCCAAUUUGUGCUUCUGA
Peromyscus maniculatus bairdii (prairie deer mouse) is the source of this 1328-nucleotide messenger RNA. RefSeq names its product ATPase H+/K+ transporting subunit beta (gene Atp4b). NCBI's taxonomy places the organism in Eukaryota, Metazoa, Chordata, Mammalia, Rodentia, Cricetidae. Gene Ontology annotation, molecular function: ATPase activator activity. Gene Ontology annotation, cellular component: sodium:potassium-exchanging ATPase complex. The record is from RefSeq and is a predicted model, not a curated record. Gene Ontology annotation, biological process: sodium ion export across plasma membrane; intracellular potassium ion homeostasis; intracellular sodium ion homeostasis.